Molecule: messenger RNA, 1788 nt
Organism: Saprolegnia diclina VS20
Lineage: Eukaryota; Oomycota; Saprolegniomycetes; Saprolegniales; Saprolegniaceae
Exons: 11
Coding region: 1-1713 (570 amino acids)
Molecular function (GO): RNA binding
Source: RefSeq, a predicted model, not a curated record
AUGGAGCCGACCUUCCCUCCGCUCUCGCGGCUCUUCGUCGUCUGCGGCCGCAGCUUUGACGCGGAUGGCCUCGAGGCCGUCUUUUCCAAGCAUGGGCCCGUGGCCUCUGUGCGCAUCGCGGUUGACCGGUCCCACAAGUCCCGGGGCUUUGCGUUCGUCCAGUACGAAAAGGCGGCAGACGCAGCCGCGGCCAUCGACGCGCUGCACGGCCUCGUGCUCGAGGACCAGCUCUUCAAGGUCAGCAUUGCGCAUGCGUCAGCGCCACGCAAGACGAGCCUCACGCGCAAGCACGCAGCCGAAGACGACGAGAGCGCGCAGCAUCACGGCAAGCGCCAGCGUGACGACGCGGGCCAGCGGGUUAUCGCCAAACCGAUGGCGCUUCUCGAACCGACGACCUUGGACGACAGCACGACGGUCGAGGCGGUUGUUGCAGCGCUCUUGUCCGAGAUGGUCGAUGGCCUUGAAGCCGCCACGACGCCGCCCAAGCCGUCGAUCGUAAAGCGCAAGUGCUUUAGCCAAGAGUCGACGCGCUUCAAGCAGCCAAAGCGCGGGACUGAGCCGUCGCCACCGACCGACGUGCGCAAGGACAAGCCAUCGGCCGAGCCCGACGCCCGCGCGCAGCUCAAGCGCGUGAGCUUGAAAGCUGACACUCCUAGUAGCCUCAAGCGUGCCGAGAAGAAGCGCGCGCCGCCAAAACAACCGCCGGCGCGCGUCAAGCUCUUCGUCACGAGCCUCUUGGACUACACGCACCAGGAACUCGACGCGAUGUUUCGCGUCUACGGCGACCUCGACAGCGUUGCGCUCGUCCCGUGCCAAGGCAAGCUGCGGACGAUGGCGUACGUGGCCUUUACCAAGGCGUCGACCGCCCACAUGGCCAUCGAGUCAUUUCAAGAGGAUGCGUCGUCGCUGCUCACGGUGGUGCUGGCCGACUCGCCACCGCGACGCCCGACGCUGCAGCGACCGCCGGAUGCGUAUUUUGCUGCACCACCAGAACGCAGUUGGCUUCUCGUCGAGUACGAAGCGACGCUAUCGACUGCGAUGCUGUCGCAGUGCAUGUCGUCGUGCCCUGGCAUGGUGCUCAUGGACAUCAAGAUCAGUGGCGAUACCAAAGCAGCCAAGGGGGUGGUCUAUGUCAAGUUUGCGUCCGAGCGACAUGCGCGCGCUGCCAUUGAAUUGCUAUCGGCCCACGCAAGCAUUGGGACGCUGGAACUGAUCCCGGAUCCGUCGAGCGCAUACCUCGCACCGCCCCUCGACGUGGACCUUCACGCAGUCGAGAGCCAGUUCGCCCACUUGAUGUCGACGCGGCCGUACGUGCCGCCGCUGCACGCGUACCCGAGCGCGUACCCGCGGAUCGAACCCGCCUACCCCGUCUACGAGUACCCGCCGUACGCGCCGCCCAUGUAUAUGGCCCCACCCUUGCCGACCGAGAGCGUCGGAACCAAAGGCAUUUGGCUCCACAUCACGUCGACGUCGCCGACAAUGCCCUUGUGCCAGGCCGCGCUCGAGGAAGCACUCGCACCGCUCGACGUACUGCAGCUGGUUGUCGACAGUGACACGGACGCGUCGGCCAAGUUUGCGGACGCCAACGAUGCGCUAUUGGCCAUCCACGCGCUGACGCAACCCGGAUCGGCAUACCACGUCAAGCUCAGUCGGACGCCGUCGUCGCUGCGCGUCAACAAGAAGGCCAAGACGCACGUCUGGCCGCACGGCUAAUUGAGCGCUUGCGCGACGACCGUAACCCUAUUGUAACAAAAUCGUCCCAUCGGUAAGGACACAACAUACGACUAC